Phytophthora nicotianae INRA-310 is the source of this 2776-nucleotide messenger RNA. RefSeq lists its product as hypothetical. The transcript has a single exon. Lineage: Eukaryota; Oomycota; Peronosporomycetes; Peronosporales; Peronosporaceae. Gene Ontology annotation, biological process: intracellular signal transduction; cyclic nucleotide biosynthetic process. The coding region runs from base 223 to 2586 and encodes 787 amino acids. The record is from RefSeq and is a predicted model, not a curated record.
CAGAGUCAGAGUGCAUGUUGCGGGUUGCGGAAAAGAAGCAAGGCCGCCCACCAGAGCACACAGCACAGCAGCCAGGAGCGAGCACAAGGCCCCUACGAGCCAAGGAAAGGAACGCAGCGCCCCCGCAUUACGUACGUACAGUCCAGGAAGGGCCUCCACACCCGCAUAGCAGCCCACAGACACACUAUCCAGGAGUAAUUAGGACACACAGAAGACAGAACGAUGUGUUGGUGGUGUUGCAUGCGCGUGUUGGAAAAGUGUCUGCCCCGUAACGACAUCGUGCGGGAGCUGGCGCCGUACUUGCAGCAUGUACACCAGGAUGACACGCUGGACGACGAAACGCGACGCGGCGGGGAUAUGGGCGGCCCCUGGGUGCGGUCUCAGUCUCCUAGGGGCGUCGAUAAAGACUCAGCCACAUCCAGCGACUCACUGCGCCACGUGAACAUGAACUACCCACUACGUCACAGCUUAGACUGUGAACUUAGUCUCCAGACCGACAGCACUUUGAACCACGGCCGACCGCUGAGUAAAAUGAGCAUGAGGAAGCCCGACUCUGGCGGCCACGACGGCAAUUACGAGGACUAUGCUAGUGCCACACUCCAGAAGGAACAGAUUAACUCGGCCGAAAUUUCUACAAUACAGGACGGAAGCAGAACUAUCUCGUCCCAUGGAAGCUCACAGACUCAGACGCAGGAGAGAGAGAACGCAACUUUACUGCGUCUCACGAGGAUGGAGGCGGAGAGUGGAGGCAGCACACAGAGCUUGGAGGUGUCAGGGUCGGAAUACUCUGGGGUAGGCUCGAACAACACGAUGAUUGGCAAGAAAAACCUGGGAAAUAAAAUCAAGACGGACCUGGGAGACCUCACGCCUGUGAGGUGGGAGAAGGUCGUGAUUGUGCAGGUUUCCGUACAGGGUUUCCGGGAGAUGAUGAGUCAAGCGAAGGAUCUCAUGGAGGACGCCAAGUUACUGUACGAACACACGGUACUGUCUCGACUGGCGUCGGAGUAUGGAGGACAGGAGAUUCUGAGUCACUCACGGUCGGGACUGUUUGUGAUCGCGUUCGCGUCCGAGUUCCACGCUGCCAAGUGGUGUCUAUCAUUGCAGCUGAGUCUGGUAUACGCCGCGUGGAAUGAUAAAUUACUCAAGCAGUUUGACGAUAUGAGAGAAGUAUCGGUCACUACAAACGGCAAGACGAAGAAGAACAUGUUGUUGUAUCGCGGUUUCCGGGUUCGGAUGGUGAUUCAUACGGCAGAUCCAGAUAUUACCCCGGAGUUAUCUCUCAGUGAAGCUGUCAAGUGGACCAAGACGGUAAGUGAAUAUGCACAUGGAGGACAGAUCGUGCUGAGUGACAGCGUCUGGGAUCGGUUAAAGGAACAGCUUGUCCAGUUGGGCAAUCCUGUCGUGGAAGAUCUCGGUUGCCAUGCAGUUCUAGGCGACGAAGUGCUAUUGAUGCUGCUGUUACCUCGAGAUCUGGAGCUACGAAGAUUCCCGAGCUUGAAAAGCCCCCACCAGCUCUCACUUGGCAUGCGAGAUGCUCCGUCCGCGCACAAACCUGUCACGAUGGUGUUCACAUUCAUUGAAGGAGCUCGGCCGCUGGUUCGAUGUCACGCAGAAGAACUGGCAGAUCGCAUUAAGACGUUGUGUAUGGUUGCUCGUGAACUGCUGAGGAAACAUAAUGGCUAUGAGUGUCAGGAGUUGCAGGGAGAUUUCAUGCUGGCGUUCUUCACGCCUGCGAGCGCCAUCUUAUGGUGCGGCGAGUUCCAGGUGCGCAUCCGACAAAAGUUCCGCGAGUGGGAUCGUGAGAACGAGAACCAAGAGCUGCGCUUCUCGAUGUCGAUGGGUAUCGAGACUGGUAUUCCUGCUAGUGUAAGUCCACACAAGACAAGUGGACGUGCUGACUACUUCGGUAAUAUUGUGAAUCAGACGGCGCGUAUCGCCAAGGCUGCGCAUGGCGGUCAAGUCCUGAUUGGUGGAGACGCUUGGAGUGCUUACUGCGCUGCUCAGCCAGCACAGCAGAUUAUUUCCAAGGCUGACAAGAUCAAGGAUAUCCCAGGCUCCACAGUGUUCCAGUUCAAGGCGCACGGCUACUACAGUUUCAAGGGCAUCUCGAAGCCUAUUGGCCUUAUUGAAGCGAUUCCUGUUGAUGUGCAAUCACAGACGCUGAGCUUGGACCUGAUGACGCUUAUUCGGGGUCAUGCGCCCAAGGCCAAACGUAUUGAAGACGCAGCGCUCGCUAACCAAGCCAAGACAGUCGUACCAGACGUUCCAUCGGAGCUCGUACGGCUCAGUCAUGGCGGCGAGCAGCCCAAUAAUUCGAUUCGUGAAACGGAGUUCGACUUCAACCUCUCGUGGGACGACAGCAUUUUUGUGUUCGAAGAUAUUGAUGAAGAAGAUGGAGAUAUGGAAGGCGAAGGACACGGACGCGGUUCGGCCGUCUGUGGCAGCGUCGCCCUCGCCAUGCGGAAUAGCACGCUCAACCAUUCUCGACUUAUGGCACAAUUGCGCUCAUCCAGAAGGGAUGACUCGUUCAAUUCACAACGUAGUUCUGCAAAUGCCACGCGGACCGAAGACAUGGAUAGAGUAUAGCCACAAGGACCCCACCGACUUGGCUUGCUGUUCGCCUGUGGUACCUUACUCUCUCGUGUCUUGAUUCGUCGUAACAGAUGGAACACAGUGUCUGUACUGAAGUCGAGGGACACUUCGCAGUGAUGUGGUAAGCUCAGUUGUAUUGCCGCUAAUAAAUUAAAAUGCUUUGCUAUGGCUAGGAGAGUCAGGA